AUGGAUACUGGCGUUCCAAUUUUUUGUUGUUGCCGACGAAACGCAUAUAAAUAUAACAACUACACAAUGAUCGGCCACGUACAUCGAUUUCUUCAUCGUCGAAUCGGCGCUGCCGCCGGCGAGACUCUCGCCGCCUCAAGUUCACAGUGCUUGUCUGGUCGUCACUGUACCAAUCGAAACCCGUUCAGAACUAUGUUUCAUGGUGUAUCUGUUCACACUGUUGCUACGAAAGAUUCCCCUAAUACUCCAUAUGAGGCAGCAAUUCUUCUUUUAAACUCCCUACAAUCAAAUGCGGCUAACCUACAGAAGAUAAGGGAGAAACGUGGUUUACUUCAGGAGACUAACAUUCCCGACAUGAUCUCAAAGCUUAAUAUGUGCGGAAUUGAACUUGAUACCUUGGAUAGCCUGAAUGUGAUUCAUAUCAGUGGAACUAAAGGGAAAGGAUCGACAUGUGCUUUUGUAGAAUCCAUUCUAAGAAAAGCAGGACUCAGGACUGGAAUGUACACAUCCCCUCAUUUGGUGCAUGUACGUGAGAGGAUUCGUAUUAAUGGGAAAGCGAUUGGGGAACUGCUUUUUGCAAAAUAUUUUUUCGAUGUAUACAACAAACUUAAGCAAGAGGUUGAGGGCGAUAUGCCGCCAUAUUUCAAGUUCCUGACUCUUCUUUCUUUUCACGUUUUCCUUGAAGAAUGUGUGGAUGUUGCUAUAGUAGAAGUUGGAAUUGGCGGAGAAUAUGACGCAACGAAUGUUGUGGUGCAUCCUGUUGUAUGCGGAAUCUCGACAUUAGACAUUGAUCACACUUCUCUUCUUGGUGCCACUUUACCAGAGAUAGCGUGGCAUAAAGCUGGUAUUCUAAAAAAGUCCUGUCCAGCUGUUGUUAGCCCUUUAUGUCAAGAUGCUGUCAACGUAGUGCUUGACAGAGCUUCGGAGCGCGAAACCUCAGUCAAAAAUGCGCCGCCUUAUCAAUCUUAUUCCUUCGCUACCGAGUGUGUAUCUACAGGGAUAGCAGGUGAUCAUCAAAAAGUCAACAUUUCACUCGCAUUACAACUCGCGAGAACAUGGCUCAAGCAAACGGGAAGAGAAGCUGUACUCUUUCCCGAUGCAAAUAAAAUUGAUUGGAAGAUCGGAGAGCCUUUCUUAGUGUCAGGCCCUGUUGUUGAAGCAAUUGAGUCAUGCCGCUGGAGAGGACGAAGUCAGAUAGUAGAUGUGGAACGUACUCGUUACUAUUUAGAUGGUGCUCAUACACCGAAAAGUAUGAAGGCCUGCUCGAAUUGGUUUGGUCAAGCAGCGGUGAAAAAUUCUCGGAAAAAACGUGUGCUUGUAUUUCAUUGUACUGGAGAUAGAAAUCCAUCUACUCUUCUUCCCGUCUUAUCCAAGCAUGGUUUCGAUUUUGCUUUGUUCUGUCCAACUGCUUUGACGGUGUUUCCGGACAUUAAGUCUGAUCUCACGAAUUUUAAUCAGUCUGCUGUAGAUCAAAGAAAACGAAGUCAGCAAUGUGCCUCCAUUUGGAAGGAUAUUGCCACAGGGGAAGUUUUGGUGUUUGACUGCAUAACUUCUACCGUGAAGUGGAUUGAAAGCCUUUCUAGGAAAGAAUAUUUGGAUGUAUUGGUUACAGGAAGUUUACAUUUGGUAGGAGGUGUUUUAUCCAUUAUCGAGCCGAACGCUGACUAG
Molecule: messenger RNA, 1668 nt
Organism: Necator americanus (New World hookworm)
Lineage: Eukaryota; Metazoa; Nematoda; Chromadorea; Rhabditida; Ancylostomatidae
Exons: 11
Coding region: 1-1668 (555 amino acids)
Biological process (GO): tetrahydrofolylpolyglutamate biosynthetic process
Cellular component (GO): cytosol; mitochondrion; cytoplasm
Molecular function (GO): ATP binding; tetrahydrofolylpolyglutamate synthase activity
Source: RefSeq, a predicted model, not a curated record